AUGUCCAAAGUAACAUUACAAAACGGUCAUGAAGGCGCUUCGAACUACUUCGAAGAAACCAAAAUACCCGUCCCGUGGGGCCACAUAAGCGGUAAAUGGUGGGGCGACCGGUCGCGUCAACCGGUCAUCGGAAUCCACGGUUGGCAGGACAACAGCAGCACCUUCGACAACCUAGCCCCCCUGCUGGCGCAGAAAGGCGUCUCGUUCCUCUGCGUAGACCUCCCCGGGCACGGGUUCUCCUCGCACCUGCCCCCGGGGGUGGAAUAUUACCUAUGGUGGGACGGCGUCCACUUCCUUCGCAGGAUCGUCAGGCACUUCGGCUGGAAGGACGUCACCUUGAUCGGGCACUCGCUGGGCGGCGGGAUAUCCUUCCUAUACGCCUCGAUCUACCCGGAGGAGGUCUCCAAAUACGUCAGCAUCGACAUAGCAUCGCCCAGCGUGAGGAGCCCCCAGAAACAAAUAGCCUCCAUAGGACCGGCGAUCGAUCGGUUCUUCGAUUACGAAGCGAAAACGGCCGACAUGACGCCUUAUUACACCUACGAGGACAUGGUGGAUAUAAUGGAGGAGGCCCACAAGGGGUCGGUGGACAGGGCCGGUUGCGAGGUGUUGCUCCGCAGGGGCAUGAAACCCGCUUACAAGGAAGGUUGUUUUAUGUUUACGAGGGAUCCUCGAUUGAAACUGGCCGCGUUGGGGUUCUUUACGUUGGAUCAGGCGAUGGAGUUCGCUAGUAGGAUUACAUGCGAAGUGUUGAAUAUCAAAGCUGACAAGACGCUGCGAUUGGAUAAUCCGGAAUAUUACGAUUUGAUUUUGGAUAAAAUCGAAGAGUCUGCGGAGAAGCUCGAAAGGCAUUUAGUCGAAGGUACGCAUCACGUACAUCUAACAGAUGCCGCUCGUGUAGCGCCUAUUAUAAUUAAUUUUUUAUUGGGUUGA
Molecule: messenger RNA, 930 nt
Organism: Phyllotreta striolata
Lineage: Eukaryota; Metazoa; Arthropoda; Insecta; Coleoptera; Chrysomelidae
Source: the annotation of a GenBank genome assembly